UCGCUGGUUGGCAGCCGUUAAAAGUGGACGUGUCCGGAGAGAGCAGCUAAAGCAUCGUAGCUACCGUUACUAUAUCGUUUAAUACUGUAGAUUAGUUGGCCAUAUAUUGUUCGGAAAUGCAACGACUUGUGACGAAACGCAGCUGCAGCUUAGUGCUAAGGCUACACAAUCGGUGCCUGGCCACCACAUCUGUGGAGGAUGUACUCUUUCCCACCAAGUCUGACUUUCCUAGUCGCCACAUUGGCCCACGUAAGACGGAUGUUGUUGCCAUGCUCGAUACCCUGGGCUUUAAGUCCUUGGCUGAGCUCACCGAGAAGGCCGUGCCACAGAGCAUACAAUUAAAGCGGGAUCUAAGCCUGGACAAGCCUCUGAACGAGCACGAGCUGAUACGACGCAUACGUGAUAUUUCGCUCAAGAAUCAGCUGUGGCGUUCCUACAUUGGCAUGGGAUACCAUAAUUGCCAUGUGCCCCAUACGAUAGUGCGCAACAUUUUCGAGAAUCCCGGAUGGACGACACAGUACACGCCCUAUCAGCCAGAGAUUGCCCAAGGUCGCCUCGAAUCGUUACUCAACUAUCAGACUCUUGUUUCCGAGCUCACCGGUCUGGAUGUAGCCAACGCCUCGCUGCUGGACGAAGGCACUGCCGCCGCAGAGGCCAUGUGCCUGGCCACACGGCACAACAAGCGCAGGAAGCUGUACUUGUCGAACAAAGUGCAUCCGCAGACUUUGUCGGUGGUGGAGACGCGCGCUGAAGCCUUGGAGCUCGAAAUUGUUGUGGGUCCUAUCGAGCAGGCAGAUCUUCCCAGCCGCGAGCUGGCUGGCAUCCUGCUGCAGUAUCCAGAUACGUAUGGGGACGUCAAAGACUUCGAGGACAUCGCAGCUCUUGCUCGAAAAAAUGGCACUCUUGUAGUUGUGGCCACCGACUUGCUAUCCCUCACUCUGCUUCGUCCGCCUGCUGAGUUCGGUGCGGACAUCGCCAUCGGCACAUCCCAGCGCCUCGGCGUGCCCCUGGGCUAUGGCGGCCCACAUGCCGGGUUCUUUGCCUGCAAGCAGAACCUGGUGCGUCUAAUGCCAGGUCGCAUGAUUGGCGUCACCCGCGAUAUGGACGGCAACGAUGCCUAUCGAUUGGCUCUGCAAACACGCGAACAGCACAUUCGCCGGGACAAGGCCACCAGCAACAUUUGCACAGCCCAGGCGUUGCUGGCGAAUAUGUCUGCCAUGUAUGCCAUUUACCAUGGUCCGGAGGGUCUCAAGGCAAUUGCCAAUCGCAUUCACCACUUUGCGCUAACUCUGCAGACGGGUCUGCUGGAGGCUGGUCAUGAGGUAAUUAACAGGAACUUCUUUGAUACGCUGCGCGUGAGGCCCUCGGCGGAUCUUUCCCUGGAGGAUCUCAAGGAGCGAACCGAGCACAAACGCAUCAAUCUGCGUUACUUGUCCGACGGCACAGUGGGCGUGGCUCUGGAUGAGACGGUUAGUGUAGCUGAUGUGAACGAUUUGUUGUGGACCUUCAAGGCACCAACAACGGUGGAGGAGCUGCUGGCGCGCAAGGACGUGCUUAAAAAUUCCAUUGAAAACUCCAAGUUUCUGCGUACAUCGCCUUUCCUGCAGCAUCCCAUUUUCAACAGCUAUCACAGCGAGUCCCGCAUGGUGCGGUAUAUGAAGAAACUGGAGAACAAGGACAUUUCACUGGUACACUCCAUGAUACCACUAGGCUCCUGCACCAUGAAACUCAACUCAACGACCGAAAUGAUACCCUGCUCGUUCCGCCAUUUUACGGACAUCCAUCCCUUUGUACCCGUUGAGCAGGCUCAGGGCUUUCAUCAAAUGUUCAAGGAGCUGGAGAAAGAUCUGUGUGAAAUAACCGGCUAUGAUAAAAUAUCUUUUCAACCUAAUUCUGGCGCUCAGGGCGAGUACGCUGGCUUGCGUGCUAUAAGGAGCUACCAUGAGCACCGCAGCGAAGGGCAUCGCAACAUCUGCCUGAUUCCUGUUUCCGCGCACGGCACGAAUCCAGCUUCUGCUCAAAUGGCCGGCAUGAAGGUGGAACCGAUACGCAUCCUCUCAAAUGGCUCCAUUGACAUGGCACAUCUGCGCGAUAAUGUAGAGGAGCACGCCCACGAGCUGUCCUGCCUGAUGAUUACGUAUCCUUCCACCAUGGGAGUUUUUGAAGAAACGGUUGCGGACAUCUGCACAUUGGUGCACAAGCAUGGUGGUCAGGUGUAUUUAGACGGAGCCAACAUGAACGCCCAGGUGGGUCUGUGUCGGCCGGGCGACUAUGGCAGCGACGUGUCCCAUCUGAAUCUGCACAAGACUUUCUGCAUUCCACAUGGCGGUGGUGGUCCUGGAAUGGGUCCAAUCGGUGUCAAAGCACACUUGGCACCGUAUUUGCCUGGACACCCUGUCAUCAGUCCACUAAUCAGCGAGGAGCACAGCUUUGGUGUCGUUUCCGCAGCGCCCUUUGGCAGCUCGGCAAUUCUCCCUAUCUCAUGGUCGUACAUAAAGCUCAUGGGUAAUCGUGGCUUGAAGAGAGCCACUCAAGUUGCUAUUCUUAACGCAAACUACAUGUCCAAGCGCUUGGAAGAGCACUACAAAACACUCUAUAAGGCGGAGAACUCACAGCUGGUGGCCCAUGAGUUCAUACUCGACAUACGAGAUCUUAAAAAGUCGGCCAACAUUGAGGCAGUCGAUGUGGCGAAGCGGCUAAUGGACUAUGGUUUCCAUGCCCCAACUAUGUCGUGGCCAGUGGCCGGCACGCUGAUGAUAGAGCCAACUGAGUCCGAGGACAAGGAGGAGUUGGAUCGCUUUUGCGACGCGAUGAUAUCCAUACGAGAAGAGAUUACCGAAAUUGAGGAAGGACGCAUGGAUAAAACCGUCAAUCCGCUCAAAAUGGCCCCGCACACACAGGCCCAGGUCAUUUCGGACAAGUGGAACCGCCCUUACACACGUGAGCAGGCUGCCUUCCCAGCUUUGUUUGUGAAGCCCGAUGCAAAAAUUUGGCCUACUGUUGGAAGAAUCGACGAUGCCUACGGCGACAAGCAUUUGGUAUGCACGUGUCCACCCAUCCUACCAGACCUCUAAUCAAAUUGUAUAGAAUCUACCUUAAUUAGGAAAUAAACAUGUAUAAAUACUAGCGUCCUAUUA
This is a messenger RNA of Drosophila montana, 3137 nucleotides long. RefSeq names its product glycine dehydrogenase (decarboxylating), mitochondrial. Bases 117 to 3074 code for a protein of 985 amino acids. Gene Ontology annotation, biological process: glycine decarboxylation via glycine cleavage system. Gene Ontology annotation, cellular component: glycine cleavage complex; mitochondrion. NCBI's taxonomy places the organism in Eukaryota, Metazoa, Arthropoda, Insecta, Diptera, Drosophilidae. The record is from RefSeq and is a predicted model, not a curated record. Gene Ontology annotation, molecular function: glycine dehydrogenase (decarboxylating) activity; pyridoxal phosphate binding; glycine binding. The transcript is spliced from 7 exons.